AUGUACACGAACUUACGCCUCGUUCAGCGUCUGUACCGUCGUAACGUUAAAACGCAAGCUUCUAAACGGCUCCUCCUCGCGACUUCCGAGCCACGGAAGUGUUUCAAGCGCGUAAAGCACGACGGCUAUGAUAGAUUCAACAACUUGCUCAACACGAGCAACAGCCAGUACUUGGAGUACAUCUAUCGGCAGUGGCUGAAGGACCCAACGUCCGUGAGCCCUUCGUGGAGCCUGUUCUUCGACUUCGUCUACGGGGACAAACCGUCUGUGUCGACGAUCGCGAAACCUCCGACUGCUCGCGUCGAAUCAUCACCUUCGGUCGUACCGUCUAACUUAACGACCCCGCAGACAGCAUCGUCGGAUUUCCCCCAGCAGAGCUUGAGACAAAAAUCGGACAGCGAGCUGCAAGGUGAUCAAUUUAUAAGCGGGGCAUUGGACAUCAACGCUACGAUUAGAGCUUAUCAGGCACGUGGUCAUUUGAUAGCCGACAUUGAUCCGUUGGGUAUACAGAAUCCGGAAUCUCAUAAGCUUCAAGGAACUCCGAAUUUGCCACCAGCGAUCGUCGUACGAGAACAUUUAAAGGGCAUGACGGAAGCUGACAUGAACAAAGAGUUUCCGCUUGCACCGUUCACCGUAAUCGGCGGCCCUAAACGAAGUCUUCCCUUGCGCGAUAUACUAACUAGGUUGAACGAAGUUUACUGCGGACAUUUGGGUCUCGAGUACACUUACAUUCACGACAACGGGAUGUUAGACUGGCUGAGGGAAAAGUUCGAGGUCCCCGGCGCUUGGGAGCUGCCUGAGCAACACAGAAAGUUUAUUUGGAUGGAUAUCAUGAGAGCAGUAACGUUCGAAGGGUUUCUAGCCAGGAAGUAUCCCACAGAGAAGAGGUUUGGCCUAGAGGGUUGCGAGUCUUUCAUUCCAUCGAUGGUGGAAUGCUUAGAAAUCUCGGCCGAAAAAGGGGUAGAAAGUUUUGCGAUAGGCAUGGCUCAUCGUGGUCGACUGAACACCUUGAUCAACGUUUGCUCGAAACCGCUGCACCAAUUGCUCACUCAAUUCAAUCCGAUUCCUUUGGAGGGUUUUGGUUCCGGUGAUGUGAAGUACCAUUUAGGAAUGCACACAGAGAAAAUACUAGAGAGAAGCAACAAAAAGAUUCUAUGCGCCGUAAUGGCUAAUCCUUCGCAUUUGGAAGCGAUCGAUCCAGUGAUUGUUGGUCGCAUUCGUGCAGAACAAGUGGAGAAAAACGAUGCCAAGCUGGGUAAGAAAUCACUAGCUAUUUUGGUUCACGGCGAUGCUGCAUUUUCGGGCCAAGGUAUUGUUUACGAAACCAUGCAUCUAACGGAUCUACCAGAGUACACAACCGGUGGUGUUAUGCACGUCGUUAUUAACAAUCAGAUUGGUUUCACUACCGAUCCGAGGUACUCCAGAUCCAGCGCGCAUUGUACCGAUGUAGCACGUGUUGUGAACGCUCCUAUAUUCCACAUACACGGCGAUAACCCCGACUUGGUGGCCUACUGCAGUAAAGUUGCCAGCGAAUAUAGAGCAGAAUUCCACAAUGACGUCGUCAUAGACGUCGUAGGAUAUCGACGAUUCGGCCACAACGAACUGGACGAACCAAUGCUCACUCAACCCUUGAUGUACAAGCGUAUAAAGGAACACCCGAACGUGCUCACUAUUUACAGCGACAAACUCUUGAAGGAGGGAGUGAUUACGGAGGCGUUCGCCCAAGAAGAAAUACAGAAGUAUUGGAACCACUGCGAGUCAGAAUUCGCGAAAGCGCAGGAGAUAGACUCGAUGAAUAUGAGCGACUGGCACGACGUACCGUGGUCCGAGUUUUUCGCUAGUCAAAGUCCACAGGCUCGCAUACCGCCAACUGGUAUCGAUACAGAAACGAUCAAGACGAUUUGCAAAGCCAUAUCUACGCCUCCUAAAGAUAUCGAGUCGCACGGUCAAGUGUUGAGGGUAAUGGACAAACGAGCACAGCUGAUGGAAGCUCGCAAGGCGGACUGGGCGAUGGGUGAAUGUCUAGCGUUUCUCAGUUUGCUGAAAGAAGGUCACCACGUGAGAUUAUCCGGCGAGGAUGUCGAGCGAGGUACUUUCUCGCACCGCAUACACAUCAUCCACGAUCAGAGCAGGGACAAAGUCUACAAAAAUAUUCUCCACGACGUGUUCCCCGGACAAGCUCUAUACACCGUAUCGAACUCUUCGUUAUCGGAGUACGGUGUCUGCGGAUUCGAGUUAGGGUACUCGGCCUAUAAUCAUAAUACGUUGACAAUAUGGGAAGCUCAGUUUGGUGAUUUCGCGAACACUUGUCAGGUUACUCUAGAUACUCUUCUCUGUUCCGGGCAAUCGAAAUGGGGUAGGCAAGUCGGAUUGGUACUCCUUCUGCCGCAUGGAAUGGAAGGUCAAGGACCGGAGCAUUCGUCCGCGAGGCUCGAACGAUGUCUUCAAUUGUGCGACGAUGAUUGGACUCAUAUCCCGGGCACGGAGCCAGGAGCUCCGCAAGGGGAAACCCCGGAACAGAUCAUGACACGGCAGCUGUUUGAGAUAAACUGGAUUGUUUGCAACUUGACCACUCCAGCGAACUUAUUCCACGCUCUGCGGCGUCAAAUCCAUAUGCCGUUUCGAAAACCACUGGUUGUAAUGUCACCUAAAUCCCUGCUCCGUCAUCCAAUGGCUUUAUCUUCUUUCGAAGAAAUGGAACCUGAUACUUCGUUCAAGCCUGUUAUCUCAGACUCGCUCGUCAAGUCGGGCAACGUACAGAAGAUAUUACUUUGCAGCGGGAAGGUGUUUUACGAUCUGGUAACAGAACGCCAAGAGAAACAAAUGGAAGAUAAAAUAGCGAUAAUUCGUAUCGAACAACUGUGCCCGUUCCCGUAUCAUUUUCUCAAACAGGAAGUAGAGAAAUACCCGAACGCUAAGAUCAUGUGGUUGCAAGAAGAUCACAAAAAUCAGGGCGCCUAUCUCUACGUGAGGGACAGGAUAGCUCUAGCUCUGGGACUUCGUCUAGAAGACGUUAUGUAUGGUGGUCGACCACCGUCAGCUGCUCCAUCAACUGGCAGCAAAAUUAUUCACGCAAACGAGUACAGCGAUCUGAUGUCGGUCGCUAUGAAACUUGACUGAU
This is a messenger RNA of Colletes gigas, 3121 nucleotides long. RefSeq names its product 2-oxoglutarate dehydrogenase, mitochondrial-like. Gene Ontology annotation, cellular component: oxoglutarate dehydrogenase complex; mitochondrion. The record is from RefSeq and is a predicted model, not a curated record. Gene Ontology annotation, biological process: tricarboxylic acid cycle. The transcript is spliced from 15 exons. Gene Ontology annotation, molecular function: thiamine pyrophosphate binding; oxoglutarate dehydrogenase (succinyl-transferring) activity. Bases 1 to 3120 code for a protein of 1039 amino acids. NCBI's taxonomy places the organism in Eukaryota, Metazoa, Arthropoda, Insecta, Hymenoptera, Colletidae.